CACAUUUCGUAUUGAAAACAAAUUAAUAAAUUUAUUAUAAAUACUUUGUGUAUGUGUAUAUGUGUGUGUAUGUGAAGAAAUGGCCGAUGAUGGUGAAAACUCAGUGGAUAACAAGCCAACAGACGACAGCAAGCCAGAGAAAAUGUUCACGCUGAAGAAAUGGAAUGCAGUUGCAAUGUGGAGCUGGGACGUCGAAUGCGACAUCUGCGCCAUUUGCCGCGUUCAAGUCAUGGAUUCGUGUUUGCGUUGCCAGGCGGAGAACAAACGGGACGUGUUAGGUCGACAGGAUUGUGUUGUUGUUUGGGGCGAGUGCAAUCACUCGUUUCAUCAUUGUUGCAUGUCGCUGUGGGUCAAGCAGAACAAUCGCUGCCCGCUGUGUCAGCAAGAAUGGUCCAUUCAGCGCAUGGGCAAAUAGGCCAAGGCGUCAUCUCACAAAAACAAUAAUUAAGCUAAA
Messenger RNA from Drosophila navojoa, 454 nucleotides. RefSeq names its product Regulator of cullins 2 (gene Roc2). The record is from RefSeq and is a predicted model, not a curated record. Gene Ontology annotation, molecular function: zinc ion binding. NCBI's taxonomy places the organism in Eukaryota, Metazoa, Arthropoda, Insecta, Diptera, Drosophilidae.